AGUGCCCAUCAAUGCCACCUGUCAGGGCCCAUCAAUACCACCUGCCAGUGCCCAUCAGUGCCACAUCAAUGCCACAUAUCAGUGCCUACCAGUGCACAUCAAUGCCACAUAUCUGAGCUGCCUUUCAGUGCCACCUAUCAGUGUCAGUCAGUGCCACCUAUCAAUGCCAGUCGGUGCCGCCUAUCAGUGCUGCCAAUCAUCAGUGCCGCCUAUCAGUGCUGUCAGUGCUGCCUAUCAGUGCCGCCUAACAGUGCCAGUCAGUGUCACCUAAAGUGCCGCCACCUACCAGUGCCUCCUCAUCAGUGCCCAUCAGUG
Staurois parvus is the source of this 315-nucleotide messenger RNA. Lineage: Eukaryota; Metazoa; Chordata; Amphibia; Anura; Ranidae. The record is from the annotation of a GenBank genome assembly.